Messenger RNA from Macadamia integrifolia, 2603 nucleotides. RefSeq names its product pentatricopeptide repeat-containing protein At1g08610. The coding region runs from base 246 to 2039 and encodes 597 amino acids. The record is from RefSeq and is a predicted model, not a curated record. The transcript is spliced from 3 exons. Lineage: Eukaryota; Viridiplantae; Streptophyta; Magnoliopsida; Proteales; Proteaceae. Gene Ontology annotation, molecular function: protein binding.
UUUGGUUUUUGGUUCUUGGUAGGAAGCAGCCCUAGUUAUUAACGUCUCCAUUGGACCCUCCGUUAAAAAACGAAAGUCCCUCUCGUUCACGUUACUACUUAGUUCUCGCCACUCUGCAACAGGGACGAAUGAAAUCAUCAGCGAGGCGAAGAACAAAUAAGAGAUUGAAGAGGAGAGUUCUUGAUUGUGGAGCAGCCGUUCUCCUUCCCUCCUAGUCAUUUGGCUUUAGUAUUUUAGGUUGGAGGAUGAUGGGGUACCCAGUUUUACCGCUGAAGACUGUAGGCGAUAUUCCUUGUCUCCAUGGUUUACAGUUCAAUAAUAAUCAUGUGAGAGUUAAUUAUAGUGUCAGCCAUUGUUCAUUGAUUAGAGAACCUGCAUUUCACCUCAAUUGCUCGGUUAGAGGGUGGCUUAACCUUAGAUCUCGUAUACAAUGGCGAGGGAAUUUUGGGUUAGAUGGAAAUGAAUAUGUUCUGCAAUGUAGAGGACAGCAGAGGAGCAUCUGCAUUGACAGUGCUAAUGAAAGUGGGAAAGAGAACUGGAACUUGGAAAGAUCUAUCAUGGAUGUUCGGAGGACACCAAAAGAUACCCAGGUGGAUUCUGAGAGACUACCAAAUAUGCCAUGGUUGUAUACAGAUGGAUCUUUUGUCGAUAAUGAUGAAGAGUCCAACAACAAAAUCCUUCACAAUUUCUGCAGCAAAGGGAAGAUAAAUGAAGCGUCAAACCUUAUUAAUCUAAUGGCACGGAGAAACCAGAUUCCUCACUUCCCCACUUGCAUAAACAUUAUCCGUGGCUUGAUUAAUGCUGGUAGCAUUGACAAGGCCACAACAGUGUUGAGGAUAAUGAUAUUUUCAGGUGGUGUGCCUGAUAUUAUCACUUACAACAUGUUAAUUAGGGGUCUUUGUAAGAAAGGGCACUUGAAGUCUGCAAUAGACCUUCUGGAAGAUAUGAGCUUGAGUGGUUGCUCUCCAGAUAUAAUUACAUACAAUACCAUACUUCGUUGCAUGUUUGACCAUGGUAAGUUUGAUCAGGCAAUAGGGUUUUGGAAGGAGGAGUUGAGAAAGGGGUGCCCUCCAUAUAUAAUCACGUGCACUGUGCUUCUAGAGCUGGUCUGCAGGCAUUGUGGGGCUGAGCGUGCCAUAGAGGUUUUGGAAGAUAUGGUGAUGGAGGGCUGUUCUCCUGAUAUUGUGACCUAUAAUUCCCUUGUUAAUUCUACAUCUAAGGAAGGGAAGUAUGAAGAAACAACCUUGGUGAUCUCCUAUCUUCUUUCACAUGGAAUGGAGCCUAAUGCUGUCACUUACAAUACCCUUCUUCAUUCUCUCUGUAGCCGUGGUUGUUGGGAUGACAUGAAUGAUAUCCUCUCGAUCAUGAAUGCGACUUCCAAUCCUCCUACUACUGUUACUUACAAUAUUUUGAUCAAUGGCCUGUGUAAACAAGGGCUUCUUGAUCGGGCCAUCGACUUCAUAGAUGAAAUGGUUUGUCGGGACUGUUCUCCUGACAUCAUCACUUAUAAUACCCUUCUAGGGGCCCUCUGUAAAGAGGGGAUGACAGAUGAUGCUCUUUGUAUACUUCAUUCCUUAUGUGGUAGUAGCUGCUCACCUGUUUUGAUUACUUAUAAUACAGUUAUAGAUGGUUUAGCAAAGAAGGGUGAUAUGGAGAAUGCAACUAGGCUUUAUUGUGAGAUGAUUGAGAGUGGAAUUAAUCCUGAUGACAUUACAUUCCGUUCACUGAUUUGGGGUUUUUGCCGGCGGGGUUUAUUCGAGGAGGCUGUGGAGAUCUUGAGGGAGAUGGCUAAGAGAAACCAUAAGAUUAGAAACAACACUUAUAGUUCUGUAAUUCAGGGAUUAUGCAAAAAGAACAAGGUGGAUAUGGCCAUCCAAGUUCUAGAGAUAAUGAUCUCGAGUCGAUGUAAACCUGAGGAGACAAUUUAUGCCAAACUAAUUAAAGGUGUAUCUGCUGCUGGUAUGACAGAAGAGGCUGUAAAGCUACAUCAGAAGCUGAUUGAACAUAAGGUUCUUAAAGGAGAAAUCCUCCCUGAUUAGAGGGAGUGGGUGCAAAAGCUUCAGCAGAAUUUCUGCACUUCUCUUUUGGGGCCAUGUGGCUGCUUCAAUUUUGUCCUUCAAUUGUAUGGCAUAUACUGUUUAAAGAGGGAAGUUCCAACACCCAUAUUUACUCAUUGCUCCUGGAAUUACCCUUUCACCUGGAGAGCUGCUACUAGAAUAAGCAAGGUGCAGUAGUAAUCUGCCGAAUUGGUUGAGUAGAACAAUUAUCUUUUGAGAGCAAUUCACAAUGAUAUGUCAUGUCUCUUAAGAAUUACCACUUUGCUGUUUGAGCUGUUCUGUUGUAAGUUCUUACAAGUUACAUCAACUCGGACACACUGAAAGUUUCAUAGAUUCUAUGUAGAGAUACCCAGAAACCAUAAUAUAGUGUCUGUUACAUGAGUUCCUCUUGAGUUGAAUAUGUUUCAUUAUUUACAUGAUCCUAUGUUACUUGUGGACCACAUCAGUUUGAUCACUGUGAGAGGAGCAGAGCAAAGGAAAAUGUAUCCAAAACAAUCAUUUAAUGUAAAUGCUUAGGCUAUCAGUGUUAUUUUGAACCAGUUAUGA